Ceratosolen solmsi marchali is the source of this 1270-nucleotide messenger RNA. RefSeq names its product Arginine kinase 1 (gene Argk1). The transcript has 5 exons. Bases 108 to 1229 code for a protein of 373 amino acids. The record is from RefSeq and is a predicted model, not a curated record. Lineage: Eukaryota; Metazoa; Arthropoda; Insecta; Hymenoptera; Agaonidae. Gene Ontology annotation, biological process: phosphocreatine biosynthetic process. Gene Ontology annotation, molecular function: creatine kinase activity.
GCGUAAUCUUACGCCAGCUCCGUUAAUACUUACGUUAAUACGUGCAACGUACUCCUCGUCCCCUCGUGUGUCGACCCGCGAACCAGCACAAACGGGCGCCGGCGAUCAUGGGCGGAUGUACCUCCAAGGAUACCGCCUCGAGCGAUGAAAAAAAAGGCGGAAUGGUUGACCAGGCAGUAUUGGACAAGCUCGAGGCUGGCUUCAACAAGCUCUCCUCCUCGGACAGCAAGUCCCUGUUGAAGAAAUACUUAACCAAGGAGGUAUUCGACGCCCUCAAGACCAAGAAAACGUCCUUCGAUUCAUCCCUCCUCGACGUCAUCCAAUCCGGUAUCGAAAAUCCCGACUCCGGUGUUGGCAUCUACGCGCCGGACGCCGAGUCGUACACCCUCUUUGCAGACCUCUUCGAUCCCAUCAUCGAGGACUAUCAUCGUGGAUUCAAGAAGACCGACAAGCAUCCACCAAAGGACUUCGGCGAUGUCGACACUCUCGGCAAUCUCGAUCCAUCUGGGGAGUUCAUCGUGUCAACCCGUGUGAGGUGCGGACGCUCCCUCCAGGGCUAUCCAUUUAAUCCCUGCCUCACCGAGGCCCAGUACAAGGAAAUGGAGCAGAAGGUGUCGAGCACUCUCUCUGGCCUCGAGGGCGAGCUCAAGGGUACCUUCUACCCACUCACAGGUAUGAGCAAGGACGUGCAGCAGAAGCUUAUCGACGACCACUUCCUCUUCAAGGAGGGCGACCGCUUCCUCCAGGCCGCCAAUGCAUGCCGUUUCUGGCCCACCGGACGUGGCAUCUUUCACAACGAUGCCAAGACCUUCCUGGUCUGGUGCAACGAGGAGGACCAUCUUCGCAUCAUUUCCAUGCAGAUGGGUGGUGAUCUUGGACAGGUGUACCGUCGUUUGGUGAGCGCUGUUAAUGACAUUGAGAAAAGGCUGCCCUUCUCCCAUCAUGAGCGUCUUGGCUUCUUGACCUUCUGCCCUACAAACCUGGGUACGACAGUCCGCGCUUCCGUGCACAUCAAGGUGCCCAAGCUCGCAGCGAACAAGGUGAAGCUCGAAGAGGUUGCUUCCAAAUUCAACCUUCAGGUACGUGGUACACGUGGUGAACAUACCGAGGCUGAAGGCGGCAUCUACGAUAUCUCCAACAAGAGACGUCUGGGACUUACCGAGUAUCAAGCUGUCAAGGAGAUGCACGAUGGCAUUGCCGAACUUAUCAAGAUCGAAAAAGAGCUUUAAAUGGUUGGUAAAGAUGAUAGUUGGCCUUUCAGCUUCCAACA